Molecule: messenger RNA, 2235 nt
Organism: Gigantopelta aegis
Lineage: Eukaryota; Metazoa; Mollusca; Gastropoda; Neomphalida; Peltospiridae
Product: P protein-like
Exons: 19
Coding region: 1-2235 (744 amino acids)
Biological process (GO): transmembrane transport
Cellular component (GO): membrane
Source: RefSeq, a predicted model, not a curated record
AUGAGCUUCAUCCGGCGAUCAGCACGAAGUAGCGACUCUGGUGUUGGAGGUAUCCGUGUUAAUCCGAAUAGACAAAAAAGUUCCAGCAAUCUCGCUGCCCAGGUUUCACAAGAGUCCUGCUUUUCUGAGAGUUCACCGCUCCUUGGUUUCACUUUCAGCAAUGAGACUUUGGAAGAGGGGAGUAAGAAAAGUGACAAGCUAGAUGCGGACUAUGAUGGCGAUGAUGGUGACGAUGACGUGUUUGAGAGCAGUGUCAAACAAACGGGUUGGAAAUCCCGCCUCAACCAACUUAAGAUCGCCCUCAUCUUUGUUCUAAUUCUCGUCUGCAGUGGAUUCAUCGCCACUCAGGCUGAACUGGAAGACAAGUGGCACCAGUUCGUCGUGAAUAAAGACAACCCGACAGUGUUAGAAAUCCCUGUGGGGAACACCAAGGCGCCUAUAGUGAAGUUACAGAUACAAGCUCCUUUCUCCAGUGGAAUCAACCAAUCUGUAUCUGAAGGUGACACCGUGGUUAAUUUCAAGCUCAACAACGACACGUUCAAGUUGGAUUUGAAUUUGACUCUGCUGCAUGGCGGGAUCAUUUCUAUGGAAAGUCACCAAUUUGCCUGUCAUAAGGCCGACAACAACAGCUGCCUGGUGCAUGUGGACACCAACUCGAGCGUCCCCAUCCCGUUCCUGUACUCGUACAGCGUGCUGGCGAACAACGUGGACCACGAAAUCGUCUACGCCCUGAUCGUCCUCAUCCUCGUGUACGUCCUCAUCGUUCUGGAGCUUGUACACCGGACACUGGCCGCUCUCCUUGGAUCUCUUGCUGCCGUGGCCGUCUUAUCCGCGCUAGGACAGCGGCCCACCAUGGAGACGUUGGUGAGCUGGAUCGACAUGGAGACUCUGGCUCUGCUGUUUGGAAUGAUGAUCAUUGUCGCCAUAUUCGCCGAGAGCGGUUUCUUCGACUACUGCGCCUUGAAAGCAUAUCAACUGGCUAAAGGGCAGGUGUGGCCGCUCAUCACGUUACUCUGUCUGUUCAGUGCUGUCGUGUCAGCGUUUCUUGACAACGUGACCACCAUCCUUCUGCUUACACCAGUUACAAUACGGUUGUGUGAGGUACUUAAUCUGGAUCCACGACGUAUCCUUGUUGCUGAAGUGUUGUUUUCUAAUAUCGGUGGAACAGCCACGGCCAUAGGAGAUCCGCCAAACGUCAUCAUACUGGGAGCAGUUUCAAAACAGGGAAUUUCAUUUUCAGACUUGACGGUACACCUUACUAUCGGGAUAAUCCUAAUAGCGGUGGUGGGGUAUGGCUUUCUCAGAAUAUACUACAGAAAGGUGGAGUUUCUCAAAAACGAAGAAUCGCCCGAAAUCAUGGAACUGAGACAUGAAAUCGGUUUAUGGAAGAAAGCCUCUUUGCGGAUCUCAGCCGUCACUCGAGAGGAGAGCGUCAUGAAAGCACUCAUUCUGCAGAAAACGGCCGAGCUGGAAAACGCUCUUAGUAGAUCUCUCCAUAAGAGAAGAAAAGCCGAAAAAAAAGAUUUCCAUAGUACAUUGUUAGAACUUCAGAAAAAGUACCGAAUACGAGAUCACUGGCUUCUGGUGAAAAGUGGCUGUGUCUUACUCGUAGUCAUCCUUCUUCUAUUCGUACAUUCUUUCAUUCCAUCGCUGCAUGUGGGUAUAGGUUGGAUUGCCGUUCUUGGAGCCGUGUGGCUACUGGUUCUUGCUGACGUCACUGAUUUGGAAAGUAUACUGCACCAAGUAGAGUGGUCUACUCUCCUUUUCUUUGCUGCGCUUUUUACGCUCAUGGAGGCAUUAUCAGAACUGGGAUUGAUUGACGGGAUAGGCAGCGCCAUCAGUGACAUCAUAAAGCACGUGGACGAGGACUCUCGUCUGCUGGUUGCGCUGUGUAUCAUAGUGUGGGUGUCGGCCCUGGCCUCCAGCUUCAUAGAUAACAUCCCCUACACUACAGCCAUGAUUCCAGUUCUGCUGAAACUGAGUGAAGACCCUGACCUGAAGCUGGAACUACUGCCACUAGUCAUAGCUCUUGCAUUUGGCGCUUGUCUUGGAGGCAAUGGCACGCUAAUCGGGGCAUCUGCAAAUGUCGUGUGUGCGGGGAUUGCCGAACAGCAUGGAUGGGGAAUAUCCUUCCGCGAGUUUUUCAAAAUUGGAUUUCCCAUGAUGCUGGUAACUGUAGCGGUCGCCACGGUGUAUCUUAUCGUCUGCCACGUUGCUAUUGGCUGGAAUACGUGA